CAGUUGCCACCAUGGCAGCGGCUGGCGGGGCCGGAGGCGGCGGGGACCAGGCGGCCGCGGGGGGGAACCGUCGGUUGAAGUACAUCAGCCUGGCGGUGCUAGUGGUCCAGAACGCCUCCCUCAUCCUGAGCAUCCGCUACGUGCGAACCCUGCCCGGGGAGCGCUUCUUCGCCACCACGGCCGUGGUGAUGGCUGAACUUCUCAAGGGAGCCACCUGCCUGCUGCUCAUCUUCAUCCAGAAACGAGGCAACGUGAAGCAGUUCGCCCUGUUCCUGUACGACGCCGUGGUGCUGCAGUACAUGGACACGCUGAAGCUGGCGGUGCCCUCGCUGAUCUACACGCUGCAGAACAACCUCCAGUACGUCGCCAUCUCCAACCUGCCGGCAGCCACCUUCCAGGUCACCUACCAGCUGAAGAUCUUGACCACGGCCGUCUUCUCCGUCCUGAUGCUCCACAGGAGCCUGUCGCGCCGGCAGUGGCUGUCGCUGCUGCUGCUGUUCGCCGGCGUGGCCAUCGUCCAGGUGGAGCAGGGCCAGGCGGGUGGGCAGAGCUCCCCGGGCUCGGCCCCCCAGAGCUACGUGGUCGGCCUGGUCGCCGUGGUGGUCUCCUGCCUCUCCUCGGGCUUCGCCGGCGUCUACUUUGAGAAGAUCUUGAAGGGCAGCUCGGCCUCCGUCUGGCUCCGCAACGUGCAGCUCGGCAUCUUCGGGACCCUGCUGGGGCUGGUGGGCAUGUGGUGGGCCGAGGGGGCGGCCGUGGCCGCCCAGGGCUUCUUCCACGCCUACAGCCCGCUGGUGUGGGGCGUGGUCCUCAACCAGGCCUUCGGCGGCCUCCUGGUGGCCGUGGUGGUGAAGUACGCGGACAACAUCCUCAAGGGCUUCGCCACCUCGCUCUCCAUCGUGGCCUCCACCGUGGCCUCCAUGUACCUCUUCGGGUUCCGGCUGCACCCGCCCUUCGCCCUGGGGGCUGGGCUGGUCAUCGGGGCCGUCUACAUGUACAGUCUGCCCAAGGCCGGGCCGCCCCUGGGCCCCCGCCAGGAGCCCACCACCCCGCCGCCCCUCGGCAAGGAACCCAGCGAGCCGGGCUACCUGCCCAAGCUGGCAUGUAAAGAGAAGGGUUCCUGAGUUGGGCAGCGACUGGGGGGGGGGCGCGAUGGUCGCCACGUCUCCAAGCAUCCGGCUUCGGCAAGGGGGCCCCUCCGCCCUGCCCCAGAGGUGGCUGCAUCAUGGUGCCGGCUGAGGCAGCCUGGGAUCCUGCCAGCAGCUUUCAGAAAGAAGUAGGAGAUGCAAUGGAAGGGUAGGGCUGGGAGCCAGGACUCCUGGGUUCUCUCCCAAGCUCUGGGAGGGAAGUGGGAGCUGGUGGGUUAUAGUGGGGGGCUGGGAGCCAGGACUCCUGGGUUCUCUCCCAGCUCUGGGAGGGGAGUGGGGUCUACAGCAGGGGGGAUCUGGGAGCUCCACCUCACUGCCAUUUCCUGAUUCACCCUGCCUCAGUUUACCCUUGCAUAAAAGGCAGGCAGCCAUUCCUACCUCCCAGAAGGGGAUGUGCCCGCUUACAGCGUGGCCAGUCCCCCUCGCUCAAGCCCCCCAGUGCUUAUGGGGAGGACACAGGCAUGAGCGCUCAGUCUUAACGCCCCCUAACACAGUGGCUAUGGGGCAGCCAUGUGGAACCCCCUGUUUUUAUCACUCCCCGCUGUGGCCUUUUCUAUUUAUUGUCCAACAUGGAGUUUGACACAAUG
This is a messenger RNA of Malaclemys terrapin pileata, 1732 nucleotides long. It is a transcript of the gene SLC35A2, whose product is annotated as solute carrier family 35 member A2. NCBI's taxonomy places the organism in Eukaryota, Metazoa, Chordata, Testudines, Emydidae. Gene Ontology annotation, molecular function: UDP-galactose transmembrane transporter activity. Gene Ontology annotation, biological process: pyrimidine nucleotide-sugar transmembrane transport. Gene Ontology annotation, cellular component: Golgi membrane. The transcript is spliced from 5 exons. The record is from RefSeq and is a predicted model, not a curated record. Bases 12 to 1121 code for a protein of 369 amino acids.